CGUCAUCUCCAAGAGAAGUAACCAAUCGUGAUCUAAGGGAAUGUAAUAUUUCGAUAGUUCACUUGCGAAAUGCCUGCGAUUCGCUUUGGAAACUACAUGUGAACAACAGUUCGGUAGUGAAACAUUGUAGUGACAGACGGACGGGAUGUUUGAGUGUAAAAUAUUAACGUAUACGGAAGCAUAUAUCGUGAAAACUAUCAAAAAGAUAAAUUACCUUUAAAGGGAAACAGAAUCGAUAGAAAAUAUGUUUGAGUUCGUGUGGAGUCUUGUGAAAUAAAAAAAAAAAGUGUCGCGAGAGCCGCGGCGAGGAAGAAAGUGUUGUAAUUUUCGGGCUAACCGCUAGACUCAAGGUAAGGGACUGUGGAAAGUGCGUGUACCGUGCUUUUAAAUGAAGUAUUAGAAUCGUCUCUUUGACACUUUUGAUCGCAAUCAGACAAAUGCAAUGGAAGACUACAAGUUCCUCUUUAAAGUCGUUCUUGUGGGCAACGCCGGUGUCGGUAAGACAUGUCUCGUUCGCCGAUUUACACAGUUCUAGUUUUUUGUAUUUUCAGGGAUUGUUCCCACCGGGUCAAGGAGCAACUAUUGGAGUUGAUUUUAUGAUUAAAACUGUGGAAGUGGAAAAUGAGAAAGUUAAGCUGCAAAUUUGGGAUACUGCUGGCCAGGAAAGAUUUCGGUCAAUAACACAAAGUUAUUACAGAUCAGCUCAUGCUUUAAUUUUAGUAUAUGAUAUUUCUUGUCAGCCAACGUUUGAUUGCCUGCCAGAAUGGUUAAGAGAAAUUGAAGAGUAUGCAAGCAAUAAAGUCCUAAGGAUAUUAGUUGGAAAUAAAAUAGACCGAGAUGAUAGAGAAAUACCAACUCACGUUGGUGAAGAUUUUGCCCAGAGACAUGGCAUGUAUUUCCUUGAGACAUCAGCAAAGGAAGCUGAAAAUGUUGAGCGGCUUUUCAUGGAAAUAGCUGCUGAACUUAUGGAGCAAGCACGUAGCAAGGAGCUACCCAGGUACGAAACGAACGCAACCUCGAUAAAUGGAAAAACAACGUCAAUCGGUGAUGGCAGCAAUUGUAGCAGCUGCAGCCGCCUUUCUUAACUUUAUUUCUUUUUACCAUGCAUGCAAUUUUUAAAUUUAUUUGACGUUAUUAAUACCAUACGGUGUAUCAUUAGGAGAAGAGCAAGCAGCCUCCAUCGGACUUGGAAUAUGUUAUUAAAUGUUUGUUCAUAGAUUAUUAUUUAUUGUUUGAAACAAACGAUCUAUAUCGAUUCUGAUGCAGUUGAGGCUCAUUCCAUGAUGGAAGAAGUUCUCGUGAACUUUAAAAAAUUCUGAUCCAAAUACAUUAAUAAUUUUUUCUACGUUUAUACUGGAUGAAAUAUUUUGAGUAUUUCACUUCAAAAGUACAAACAGGCCUUAUCUCUCGACUAAUUGAUCGAAAAUAUCUAUGCUGAUACCUAAAUUUUGACCAAACAUUGUGAAAAAGCCUAGUCUGCAUUGGAAGCGUCUGAUCAGUGCAAUAUAAUGAAGCAUCACACGGUUUUAUAACGCGAUGCAAAGUGAGCAUAAUCGUUUGAAGCUCUUCGAAUUGUUGAUGCAAAAAUGAUUUUGUAAUACCUGUCAAUCAUAACAAUUGUUGUGCGCUCUUGCAAUUGUUGUGAAAUAAGCUCGUGACGUUAAGUACGUGCUCUUGUUAAAUCCUAAAUUUUAUUUUGUUGCGCAAACUCACGCAGCAGCUUUUGUAUUUGUAAAUAUAUAUAGAGAAUACAGCACCGAGAACCCGUUAUGUUUAAAACCAUUUUAAUCAUACGUUGAUUCGAUUCGUUUUAAUACUUUUUAAUAUUGUAAUAUAAUUGUAAUUAAUUGUCUUAAUUAAUUAGGAUACAUCAGUUCUUUUAUUACACGACCAUUGUCGACAUUCUUUUUUCGAUACUCAGUGCGCUACUCUAGUCUCAUUAAUUUUCUUUUUUCUUUCUGAAACGAUAUGUUGAUUAAAAACACCUUAAGUUUCACCGUAGGUUCAACAAUGAUUAUGAAGAAAUAAGUUGACUACUCUUGCUUUUGCAUUAAAUUAGUAAUUAAAUUGCUGUGUCGUUAAUAGUUUUUACUUUCAUUAAACGGACCUCUGUUAAUUACUGUAAUCCAUCACGUAAAUCGAACGAUAGGUACUCUAGAUUAAGAUUUCUUAAUUAACAAUCAAAGUAACGAAUUACAAAGUGAAGAGAAGGUCGCAUAACUCGACAUACUGUAGUCAAUUAAGACCGAAUAAUAUAUUAUUAACGCAUCGCUGUAGCUAAUUGUCUAUUUGGUUUUGUGCAAUUACUGAUAGAGAUUGCUAAUUUUUAAAUAUCGUUCAUCAAUUAAAGAAAGCGUAAAGACAUUAAGGAAAUAGCGAAUACGCGCGGUGAUAUCAAUAUUCAUGACACUUCUCGUACCUUCCUCGUAAAAGUUCAUUGAAUGGAACUUUUGUCGUAUAGGAAUUUGGUGCUACAAUUUUAAUUGGUACACGUUAAUAGUAUUAACGAAUGUAACAUGCGGCAUCAGGUUUUGAUUGUUCCCAAUUAAAACAUUAACUUCAUUAUGAUAUCUACGUACAAGCCAGAUAUCAAAUACACCGUGUAGUUUAUUAGAUAAUAUGUGAAACCUGGAAUGAACAAAAUAUUAUCCAGAUUACAUAGAUUACCUAUUAACUUUUUUAUCAGCGCUUUUUUCUGUAACUCCCCAAAAUCUCAAAUACAUAUCAGUUUAUUGUAAAUGGUCCAUCCCCUAGCUUUGCCCCAGCUAAUUUAAUAGCAACUCUCUGUGAUCAAUUGACUCAUCUUUAUUUUGCAGAAUACUACCGUUCAGUUUUACAAUGUAUGCUACGCGUAUAAUGUAGUACUAAUUUGUACGAUUAUUAAUGCACGGAGUAGUAUACCGUUAUUAGCAUACAAUGGAACUCGUGUUGAGGACUGCUAUUUAAUUAGUAAAAUAAAAAUUAGUGAACCAGUGGAUAUCUAUAUCCAUUUAGUAGACAAUUGAAUUUCUUUAUUAUUAGAAAGAAAGAUUUAGUUACAAUUUGAAAAUUUAUUAAGAUCACGGCUACAAAUAUAGCAAACAAUUAUAUCACACCAAACCUUUGUUGCUUUUAUAUUAGCCCUACGUAAUAUGGCUACCUUUGUUUAUCUCAAAUAGGAUACUUCAUUCAUUUGGUUGAUAGUUCACUCAGUGUUCUCAUCACCCAUUUUCUAAUUAUCUUAAACACAAUAAAACAAAACCGUAAUAGUAA
Messenger RNA from Cephus cinctus (wheat stem sawfly), 3252 nucleotides. Its product is annotated as ras-related protein Rab-30-like. NCBI's taxonomy places the organism in Eukaryota, Metazoa, Arthropoda, Insecta, Hymenoptera, Cephidae. The record is from RefSeq and is a predicted model, not a curated record. The transcript is spliced from 5 exons. Gene Ontology annotation, cellular component: trans-Golgi network. The coding region runs from base 438 to 1085 and encodes 215 amino acids. Gene Ontology annotation, molecular function: GTPase activity; GTP binding.